Messenger RNA from Liolophura sinensis, 4796 nucleotides. Its product is annotated as succinate dehydrogenase [ubiquinone] flavoprotein subunit, mitochondrial-like. Gene Ontology annotation, cellular component: respiratory chain complex II (succinate dehydrogenase). NCBI's taxonomy places the organism in Eukaryota, Metazoa, Mollusca, Polyplacophora, Chitonida, Chitonidae. Gene Ontology annotation, biological process: mitochondrial electron transport, succinate to ubiquinone; tricarboxylic acid cycle. Gene Ontology annotation, molecular function: succinate dehydrogenase (quinone) activity; electron transfer activity; flavin adenine dinucleotide binding. The record is from RefSeq and is a predicted model, not a curated record.
AAAGAGCAGACGGAUUCUGAAACUUCAUUUUGUAGCUUCACUUUGGACGGAAGCAUGUCCUCCCUCUGGAAAAUUUCUUCAGAUGUCGCUCGAAAAGCGGCUCUGAGCAAAUUGGUGGGCGCAAAACAACUGGCCGCCACUUCUCGGGAGUUCCAUUUUAAAAUCCAUGGGAAAAAUACAGACUCCAAAGUGGGCUUAAAUGAGAUCUCACGGAAUUAUCCAGUUGUGGACCACACAUAUGAUGCCGUUGUCGUUGGAGCUGGAGGUGCUGGACUGAGAGCAGCGUUUGGCCUGGCCAAUGAGGGAUUUAAAACAGCGUGUAUCACCAAGCUCUUUCCUACACGCUCACACACUGUCGCUGCUCAGGGAGGUAUCAAUGCAGCUCUGGGUAACAUGGAGGAGGACAACUGGAGGUGGCAUUUCUAUGACACUGUGAAGGGCUCCGAUUGGCUGGGAGACCAGGAUGCCAUCCAGUAUAUGUGUGAAGAAGCCCCUAAAGCUGUCAUUGAGCUGGAGAAUUACGGGAUGCCAUUCAGUCGUCUGGAGAACGGGAAGAUCUACCAGCGUGCGUUUGGUGGUCAGAGCCUGCAGUACGGGAAGGGUGGACAGGCUCACCGCUGCUGUGCUGUGGCUGACCGGACCGGUCACUCAUUACUGCACACACUGUAUGGACGGUCUUUAAAAUACGACACGAAGUACUUCAUAGAAUACUUUGCACUAGAUCUGAUCAUGGAAGAUGGAGAAUGUCGGGGAGUUAUUGCUCUUUGUCUGGAGGAUGGUUCUAUUCACAGAUUCAAGUCUAAGAACACUAUUCUGGCCACUGGAGGCUAUGGUAGGAGUUACUUCUCCUGUACAUCUGCUCACACUUGUACUGGAGACGGCACUGCCAUGGUAACCAGGGCAGGACUACCCAAUCAGGAUCUGGAGUUCGUACAGUUCCAUCCCACAGGCAUCUAUGGGGCUGGCUGUUUGAUCACAGAGGGGUCACGAGGAGAAGGAGGCAUCCUUAUCAACUCUGAGGGAGAGCGGUUCAUGGAGCGCUACGCUCCCAAUGCUAAGGAUCUCGCUUCUCGAGAUGUUGUGUCCCGGUCGAUGACCAUUGAGAUCCGUGAGGGACGUGGCGUAGGACCAGACAAGGACCAUGUCUUCCUCCAACUCUCUCACUUACCCCCAGAGGUCCUCAAGACUCGACUUCCUGGAAUCUCCGAGACAGCCAUGAUUUUCGCAGGAGUUGACGUCACUCGUGAUCCCAUCCCUGUAUUGCCCACAGUUCAUUAUAACAUGGGUGGAGUGCCUACAAACUACAAGGGACAAGUGUUAACUUACGAUAGCAACACAGGAGAUAAAGUAGUCCCUGGACUAUAUGCCUGCGGUGAGGCAGCCAGCGCAUCAGUGCAUGGCGCAAACAGGCUGGGAGCAAACUCUCUGCUGGAUUUGGUUAUUUUCGGUCGCGCAUGUGCCAAUACGAUAAUAGAAGAAAACAGACCAGGGGAAUCAAUUGGUAACAUCAAACAGAAUGCUGGGGAGGAGUCUGUGGCCAACUUAGAUCGUCUGAGACAUGCCAAUGGGAGUAUACCCACAGCAGACUUACGUCUGAAGAUGCAGAAGGCAAUGCAGGAGCACGCAGCUGUAUUCAGGGAAGCCCCGUCGAUGCAGGAAGGCUGCAGGAAAAUAGAUGCCUUGUAUAAAGAGAUGGAUGAUCUGAAGCUGUCAGACCGUGGCCUGGUGUGGAACACAGACCUGGUGGAGACGCUAGAGUUACAGAACCUGAUGCUCAACUCAAUCCAGACGAUCGGAGCAGCGGAGAACAGGAAAGAGAGCCGAGGUGCCCAUGCCAGGGAAGAUUUUAAGGAACGUGUGGAUGAGUAUGACUACAGUAAACCUAUUGAAGGGCAGCAGAAGAAAACUCUGAAAGAUCACUGGAGGAAGCAUUCCCUCAGCUAUGUCGACAUAAACACUGGAAAACUAAAAUUAGAUUACAGACCUGUGAUAGAUGGCACCCUGGAUGAGUCAGACUGUCCACAUGUGGCACCAGCCAUUAGGUCUUACUGAGUAACUGUCAUACAGAUAUCCGUAUUGACAGAUUGUUCAUGUGCUGGUGGUAAGACUGAAAGCGAGUGGAUCCGGCAUGUUACAAUGGCAACCAAAACGGAAGAGAGGCAAUGCCAUACCCAGCUCAACCUCGAUGAGAAGGAGACUAAUUUCCUGAAAUUGAAGACAGGCAUUAAAAUGAUUAUUAAUAGAUAUGUAAUAUAUUGUUACAUUAUGACUUCUUUGUGGUAGAUUUUUACUUCAGAAAGUUUAAUAAUAAUGGUGUUCUGACUGGAAUUCAUAGUAUUUAUGAAUCUGUAAGUAAGCAGAUAUAAAGCAGCAAUUGUGGAUGUUCUGAUGUGAGGAGAUUGUCACUCUCUACUGUUUAUGUUGAUACCCAUCCUACAUGAUCUGUACAUGAAAAAACACAGUGUGGCAUGCAGUUUGUUAGAUCUGCCAGAUGUUUCUCCAAAUUCUUCACAGAUCAUUGUAAGGCGUUGUAAUUUGGUGAGAAAGUUUGCGAAACAAGAAAGUAAAAAUUGUGAUGGACUUUGUUCUGGUUUUCUACAGCUCUGUUGUUUACUGGGGAGUGUGGACUCGGUCCUUCUUCAUAGGAAGGUCCCACUUGUCCUCUCCUUCUUCCAGAAUCUAUCUUGUGUUCACUCAAAUUUCCAGACUUGCUGAGACCAGUUUGCGAGACAAUGGAAGAGACAUAAGAGCUUCUGGAAGAUUCUGGAAAUUGCAAAUGGAAUAGGCCUCAUCACAAAAGGGAUGCAAAUCUUGGAAAGACUUCAUUAGUCAUUAUGGUUCUAUGUGAAGACAGUUGGAGCUGAUAGCCCAGGACUUGCAAGAUUUGCUUCCCCUUUAUUGAGACCUAGUGAACUCUGUCAGGUUUCAGGAUGAUCCUUUGUGUUUUGAAAUUUUGACAGGUUCAUAUGCCAGCAUCAGUGCUGAAUCUUCUAUAUUUGUGUGAAAUUCUGAUGCUGUCAUGUCUAGGAAAGCCAUCCGAAGGUAAGGUGGGUGGGAAAGAUAUGAAAGAAUUCAAGAAAUUUAACUGGAAAAAAUGUGUUAGUCAUUUAAAUGAAUACUACUAAAUAAUGAUUUGUGAUUACUCUAGACUUCAAACAUCCAGAAAAACGAAGAUUCAAACCCCUUCUUCUCUGCAGUAUGGUUGAAAUACUGCUUUCAUGGCAUUUAGCCGCUCUCAUCCACUCUUUUAUAUUGUACAACAAUUUGUGAGAAUCUGGAUCUCAAAUCCAGAGAACAGCUGAUCUUACUGCUUCUCAGGUAUUGUUUAUUACAAUCCUUAUCACUUCAUUGAACAAGAAGUUAAGUUACAAAAGAAUUAAAAAAUAUGCAGCAUUUUGUGGGUAAUUUGAUUGGUUACUGUGAACUAUUUGUUUGUUGUUGCUUGAGGGAAAUAGAUAACUGUAACAUCUGUCAUUCUGGGUUUUUAGUGGCAAGUAAAAGCAGCCAACCUACUCUGUUCUGUUAAAUUUUGCGAGCAGUUGGUUGCCUUUGUGGUUGUAAUUGUUUGUUUAUGUCAACUUAAUGAAUUUAAUGAAUUGUCUAGCACCAAUGACAAAAAUUUCCAAUGAUUCUUUUUGCAACCUUUGUUUGUUAAAGUUUUUGUUAAUUUUUCUCGACUUCAUGAAUUUGUUAAGUGUAGCAACGAUGACAAAAAAUUCCACUGAUUCGGCUUUUAAAAGUGGUGGUGUUUCGACCAGUGUUUCUGUUUUUGCCGAAUUUGUCAUUCAGCAGAUUUAGUUGGGAAUGUGUUAAGUUUGUCUGACAACGAUCAGUGGAUCUGUCAGAUGUAUCGUAAACUUUCCUCCAUCGACAGCGUUGUUUGUAAAUUUGAACAACAGCCCUUCAUACUGCUCAAUCAAAUGUUGUGCCUUGGGUUAAUGUUGUGCCCUGGGCAGCCCAGUAGAAAAGGGCGUGUUUUUUUUUUUUUUUUUUAUAUUUUUUUCUGCUACAGCAGUCGAGUAAAAUCAGCUACUUAAUCGGCUUCUCAGAGUUAAUGUUUUGCCUUGUUGAAUCAGCCUAAUGGAGCUUUGAACAUUUUGAAUUUUUGUACAAACUAUGGUUAGUAAGCCACUCUAUUGUCAAGAAUAGAAUUAAAACCUUAAAUUGUACAUUCUCUUGCCGGAUGUUGAUACAUACUCAAACUGGUGCUCUCCUAAAAGUUACCCUCUUUCUCAGUGACUCAGCAGUAUUUGUUCUGUGUGACUGGACAAAACUACGUGCAGAAGGUAACUGCUUGUUGACAAAUUUUUAUUCUUUUCUGCUAAUACAGAGUGAAGACCUGUUCAGUGUAAGACUUAAUUGUGUCUGUCAGUGUGCUGUGAAUUAGUAACUUAAAACACCUACAACUUUUCAAGCAUUAUAAUCCUACACCCUUGUUACCUCCCCUGUCUGGCCAGAUUCGGUUGACCAAUCAAAUGAUCAUACUGACUAGAAACCCAACGUGAGUAGUGGAGCUGUGCAUACCACUCAGCCAGUGUUUACACAUUUCUUUAAGUCUUUGUGUUUUUUUUCAGAGUAAAUAAAUAGAUACAAUGUAGUGUUGUGCAUUGAUGAAAGAUCAGACACUUACAAGGAUGUACAAACUCUGUACUGUGUAAUAGCACAGACUCGCUGUUUGGAUGGCUUGUAACAGCUUUAUAGUGUACAUUGGCUUUAAGUUUAAUGUGCAAGCUGCUAGAUGUGUAAAUAAAUUUGUAGUCAAACAGAAUUAAGAACUGGUUGGUUUUAUUGUUUUC